This is a messenger RNA of Aspergillus pseudoviridinutans, 1617 nucleotides long. RefSeq names its product putative MFS transporter. Gene Ontology annotation, cellular component: membrane. The transcript has 7 exons. The record is from RefSeq and is a predicted model, not a curated record. Gene Ontology annotation, biological process: transmembrane transport. NCBI's taxonomy places the organism in Eukaryota, Fungi, Ascomycota, Eurotiomycetes, Eurotiales, Aspergillaceae. The coding region runs from base 1 to 1617 and encodes 538 amino acids. Gene Ontology annotation, molecular function: transmembrane transporter activity.
AUGGAAGACAUUGAACAAGGCAAAGUCGCGAUAACCUCCCAACCCAAACUCAAAGAUGAAGAAGACGACUCCCAUUCCUCCAAGUUGUCCGUCGCCGUGGGCCAGUCCCAGCUUGCUGGAGUGACGCCGCCCCACGAGUCCUACGAGGGAUACCACCGCUUCGACCCGACGGCAUCAUGGAGUCCCAAAGAAGAGCGCAGCGUGGUGUUCAAGACGGAUUUGAUGCUGCUGAGCUGGAUUUGCCUCAUGUUCUUCGGCCUCCAACUCGACCGCGGCAAUCUCUCCAAUGCAUUAACGGAUAACCUCCUGAAAGAUCUGAACAUGACCACAAACGACUACAAUAAUGGCACAACAAUCCAACUCGUCUGCUUCCUCGCCGCCGAGUUCCCCGUCCAGCUCCUCACCAAGCGCUUCGGCUUCAAGCGCGUCCUGCCCUGCAUGAUGAUGGCCUGGAGUUUAGUCUCCUGGACGCAAGCAUGGAUGACCUCCCGGGCUGCAUUCUACGUGACUCGUGCGCUGAUCGGCGCGUGCGAGGGCGGGUUCAUCCCCGGGACGAUUCUCUUCGCGACGUAUUUCUACAAGACGGGGGAGUUGUCUGUGCGGCUGUCCUUUUUUUGGUCCACACUUAAUGUUGCACGUAUUAUCUCCUCGUUGCUGGCGGCGGGAAUUCUACAGAUGCGCGGUGUCCACGGCCAAACGGGGUGGUUCUGGCUGUUUCUGAUUGAGGGAUUGUUGACUUUUGCUAUUGGGUUGCUUAGCUUCUUCUACCUCCCGCAUUCCCCGACGAAUACCAAGAGCGUCCUCUACCCUCGUUCAUGGUACACCGAGCGCGAGGAAGUCAUUAUGAUUAAUCGCCUCCUCCGCGACGACCCCUCCAAAGGCCUCACGCACAUCCACGACCGCGCCACCCUCACCGACAUCCUUAACGCCUGGAGCGACAAGUCAAUGUGGGGGCUGUACCUCAUCGGCUUGGUCGCGUAUAUCCCGCAGUCACCUGUGCAGGCAUACCUCUCGCUCACCCUCAAACGCCUCGGCUUCUCUACCUUCGACGCAAACAUGCUCUCCAUCCCCUCCGCCGCACUGCAGAUCAUCCUCAUGCUGGCGCUGUCCAAGAGCAGCGAUUUCUUCAAGGAGCGGACAUUCCACUGCUUCAUUGGCGAACUGUGGUCGUUGCCGCUGCUGGCGGCGUUGCUCGCUCUGCCAGCGCAUGGGUACAAUUGGCCGCGGUUCGCCAUCACGACCAUGAUCUCCGGGUAUCCGUAUUUCCAUCCGAUUGUCUCGUCCUGGAUCUCGGAGAAUACGUUCGAUGUGAAGAAGAGGGCUAUCACGGCGGCGACGUACAACGUGAUUGUCCAGGUUGGCUCGGUCAUUUCGUCUCAAAUCUAUCGCGCCGAUGACUCGCCCUACUACUACAGGGGCAACAAGGUCCUUAUAUCCAUCUGUGCGCUUUCACUCGUCGUCUUCGUCUCCCAGCGCGAGUUCCUGCGCUAUCUUAAUCGGCAAAAGGAGAAGAAGUGGAGCGCCAUGUCGGCCGAGGAGAAGGUCUUGUACCAGUCGGACCAGGAGGCGAGAGAGAAGGAGGGUAACAAACGUCUAGAUUUCCGUUUCAAGUAUUGA